Molecule: messenger RNA, 3427 nt
Organism: Eublepharis macularius
Lineage: Eukaryota; Metazoa; Chordata; Lepidosauria; Squamata; Eublepharidae
Gene: IFT81
Product: intraflagellar transport 81
Exons: 19
Coding region: 159-2186 (675 amino acids)
Biological process (GO): cilium assembly; intraciliary transport
Cellular component (GO): intraciliary transport particle B; cilium; centrosome
Molecular function (GO): tubulin binding
Source: RefSeq, a predicted model, not a curated record
UGCUGGUCACGUGAGCCGACGCGCCGUCGCCACCGUGCCCUAGCAACCGUUACCAAGGGCCUGGCAACUAACAGGGCCUGGUCCUUUGAGAGAGGGAGGGGGCCAGUUUAGAUGGGCGUUUCGGGGAAAAUCUGAGGAACACUUUCAAGGGUGUCAAGAUGAGCGACCAACUUAAAUUCAUUGUUGAGAAACUCAAUAAGGAACCCUUUAAGAAGAACUUCAAUCUCAUCACCUUUGACUCUUUGGAGUCUAUGCAACUGUUACAGCUGCUCAGUGAUGUUUUGGGGGAGAUUGACCCAAAGCACGUUGUUGACAUUAGAGAAGAGUUGCCAGAGCAGACUGCUAAACGGAUGUUGAGCCUUCUCGGUAUUCUUAAAUAUAAACCUCCAGGAGGUACCAGUGACUUGAGUACGUUCCGCCAAGGUUUAGUUACUGGAAGCAAGCCUGUGAUUCAUCCUGUCUUGUACUGGCUCCUUCAGCGGACAAACGAGCUCAAGAAAAGAGCCUAUCUGGCACGUUUCUUGAUCAAAGUGGAUGUGCCAAUGGAGAUCCUUCAGGAUGAGACGGUGGCUGAUACUAACAGACAGCAUGAAGAACUGAUGGAAGCCUUCAAAAACCUCCAUAAAGAAUGUGAGCAGCUCAAGACAUCUGGUUUCUCAACUGCAGAAAUACGACGGGAUAUCACUGCCAUGGAGGAAGAGAAGGAUCAACUGAUCAAAAGAGUCGAGCGUCUUAAGAAGCGGGUGGAGACGGUGCAAAAUCAUCAGCGGAUGCUUGAGACAGCGAGGCAGCUGCGAGUAGAGAAAGAGAGAGAACAAUCUCUUGCCCAGCAAAAGCAAGAGCAGAAAAUUCAGCUUUUUCAUGCAGAGCAGAAGCUGCAAAGAGUCCAGCUCCAGCUCAAGGAUAUGCGUCACGCAGGAGUGGAUUCCAAGCCAGAAAGCUUAAUGAAGAGACUGGAAGAGGAGAUAAAGUUCAAUACAUAUUUGGUCUCUGAAAAAUUCCCAAGAGAGGUGGAAACAAAGAAGCAGUUAUUGUACCUGUUGCAAAAAGUAGCUGCAGAGCCAGCAAUGGGCCAGUCGGAUCUCAAUGAACUUGAAACCAAGAUCCAUGAGGCGAAUGCACAAAUCAAUCAACUGCUUGAAAAGAGGAUGAUGAAGUACGAACCAAUUGAUAGCAAAUUUUCAAUGUACCGACAGCAGGCCUCCAUCAUUUCCCGGAAAAAAGCAGCGAAGGCAGAAGAGCUUCAGGCAGCCAAGGAGGAGAUGUCCAGUUUAGAGAGGCAAAUGUUGCAAAAAUCAAACCAAGCUCAGGGGAUGAAUGGCAUGGAAGUCUUGAAAGGCGAUGAGUUUAAGCGCUAUGUUAACAAGCUUCGAAGCAAAAACACAGUCUACAAAAAAAAGCGCCUGGAAAUAGCAGAAAUUACUGCUGAGUACGGGGUCCUGCAGAGAACAGAAGAGCUCCUGCAACAGCGCCAUGAAGACAUCCAGCAGCAGUUGAAAGCCAUCGAGGACAAGAAGGGCAUCUCUGGAUACAGCUACACCCAGGAGGAGCUGGAGAGAGUGUCGGCCGUGAAGAGUGAAAUGGACGAAGUGAAGGGGCGCACCCUGGAUAACAUGUCUGAAAUGGUGAAAAAACUGAACACUCUGGUGGCAGAUAAGAAGUCCAGCCUCGCUCCAAUUAUCAAAGAUUUAAGACAGUUGCGACAGAAGUGCCAGGAAUUAACUCAAGAAUGCGAAGAGAAAAAAACUCAGUAUGACAGCUGUGCGGUGGGUUUGGAGAGCAACCGUUCUGCCCUGGCACAGGAAGUGAAAAGUCUUCGUGAGGAGUGCAGGCAGGAGGAAAGCCAUUACCAUAACACUAACUGCAUGAAAAGGAUUCUGGAUGCACAACUCCAGCGAGCCAAAGAAGAGAUGAAGAUGUAUGUCUCUCCUGAUCCCCAGGACAGAAGAAAGGCAUUUAGGGAACAGUAUUCCCGGAUGAUCACAGAACAAGAAAGUCUGGGAAAGAAACUGCGAGAGAAGCAAAAAGCUGUUCGGGAAAGCCAUGGCCCAAAUAUGAAGCAGGUGAAAAUGUGGCGGGAUUUGGAGCUGCUGAUGUUGAGCAAAAAGGAGUGUUUCCUACAGCGACCGAAUCAGGUCAUUGGCCACGUCGUUCAGGAAGUUGAAGACCGAUUGGUGGUGUUAUGAAUGUUGGCUGCUCUCCCUGCCCGGAAUGCUGGUCUAGCUCUCCAACUUGUUUGGCACAAGGUAAAGUUCAACCAGAGUUUAGGGGCUUGACCAUAAGGUGUAGAUAGAAUGGCCUUUACUGAGACCUGAGCUGCGGUUCUAUAUGUGGAACUGAGCUGAGAAGUUUGCAGCCACCCCUCAUUUUAAGGAGAGGAUCCUAACUCCGCUUGUGCAUGUGGAAGGUCAUUUCCAUCACUUGCAGCCCAGACUACUGGCUUGGUGGAAAGGACAGAUGGUGCCUCUCCUGCAUCUGAAUGGCCCUGGCCAAGCCCAUCUGUUCAGCUGAAAGUUCGCUGUUUCCCCCAGAGAAGCUGAGCAGGAAGAUACAGUGUUUCCGGCAAGCCCUUUGCAAUCAGCAUUCUCAUUCUGGUCUCUGUUAACAGAAACAUUUUCUAGACAGUGCUUUGGGGAACUGUGCCUGCUGUCAAGAAGUCUGCGCACCCCACUCAGUCAUGUGAAAAGCUCAAUAUUUUGCCCCCAUUCCUGCACUCCGGGAGUGGUGCCAAUUUCCAUAUCCAAAGGACAACAGAAAAACUUAAAGGAAAUGAGUGAAUUUUCAAUCCCUUCCAUAUUCAUUUCCUCAUCAAAAUUUGAUGCUGCUCUGUAACUGGUCCUUAAAUGACAUCAGAAGCCACCAUCUAUUCAUCUGUUAAAGCUCUGACUCCACCUCCUGUUUCACUCUGAUCUUAAUAAUGUCCAAACAGCUGAGCUUUUUGCAACAGUGUGGUGGCUGUUGGUGUGGAGUUGUUCUAAAGAUGAUGCCCUUCUGCACAGGAGGCUUAGUCCAGUGUUGGAAUACCAGCCAGGUGUCAUAAUCGCCCCGAUGGUCUUCACAUUCCCUUCUUUUGCACAUGGUGCUCUCCGGAUUAGGAAAACUGCCUUCAUACACUUUCCACCACAGCCUUUCCUUAAAAUGACUGCUUUUCUGGGUUUAACAUCCAGAACUUAAAGUUCCAGGUGGUUGUUCUCUUGAAGCCUUUGAAUCUCAGGUUAAGUUAUGUAGAAACAUUCAAAUUUUCCUUGAAACAAGGUAUUCUUGCUUUUAAAAAUGCAUCUUCCAACUUUGUUACAAUGCUAAUAUUUUAGCCUUCAAAGAGAAUCUGUGGCUAUCUGCUCUAUGCCUUUUUGUCUUUACUGGUAAAUAGAUUCAAGGUAUAUUGUUAAUGCAGCUACAAAGGCAAUAAAAUUUAUCAUUGACCAUG